CGGAUCAUCAUCUUGGCAGGUACCAUUCUUACUGCAACCACAACCACCUUCUUCUUCGCUCAGCCACCAUGGCUCAGGGCGCCUCUCCCAGCGGCAGUGGCAUACCCGGCAUCACGCCACCCACUUCGAUCCGCAGAUUACGACCUCCCACAUCUCCUACCAGCCCGCUGCCUCGAGGAGCAGCAUCUCGCGUCUCGCCUUCUCCAUCAUCGUCUGCCAGCGGCCAAGGCAACUCGCGCGAUGAUGUUCUGCGACCGGGCCCAUCGACGACGGUAUUGCCCAAAGCAAGACAAUCCAUGGGUCUACAACGUCCGGGCUUGGCUUCUCGCAAAUCAGUGACCAAUCUUCGCGCAGGGGCCGGGGCUAGUGCCGCUGCGACUCCCUCGUCGCGUUGUCAGACUCCCGACUCGCUCGCCUCUUCAUCUUCAGCACGGUCAGCAAGACCAUCGGGCGUAGGGCUCAGUAGUGGAGGUGGUCCAGUCACGCCUGCUGCUCCAAGAACAUCCUUGGCAGGAGCAAACCGCUUCAAUACACCCGUUCGAGGUGCUGCGACGCCAAAGCGGGUGAAUAGGGGCGAUGCAGAUACGCCACCAGUCCCGUCCCUCGAUGCUCGUUACGCGUCGACGAGGCGCAAUUUGACCAUCGACGAUUUGGGGGCAGAGGUCGAAGUACAGGAUGGUAAUGAAAAGGGCUAUCGCGGCAUCCUGCGCUAUCUAGGGGAGAUUCAAGGCAAAGGUCCUGUCGCCUUUGCCGGCAUCGAGCUACUGGAUGAGUGGCAUUCAAUGGGAAAGAAUGACGGGACAGUGGCAGGCGUCCAAUAUUUUGCUACCAACCCACAGUGCGGCAUGUUCCUCGCUCCCUCUCGUCUGGCCAAGCUCUCCAACGAGACGCCAACCGAUGCCGUGGCUCGUCCGCAGUCGGCCAUGUCGGGCAGGCAAUCACGGGCUUCUGAACAAGAUCCUUUCGAUCGACCUCCCUCUGCUACGCCGGCAAAGAGGAGAACCAGCAUGGCUCCCUCGUCGGUCAGCAGACCAGGUAGCAGCAUGGCCUCGCAGCGAUCCUCUUCGAGAGCGUCCGCUCGUCCAGAUUCGGCUCUCUCAACUUCGCGUCCAGCAUCACGAACGGCUGCCUUCACCCCUCGCAAGUCGGUCAUGGAAGAGGCACGCGAAGAGUCGCUAGCCCAACGCCGUGCAAAGACGAGCGCAGAGCAGAUUGCCGCAGCUCAGCAGCGCAUCAAUCCAGGGUCACGCGCAGCUCAGCUCAUGAACAUGAAGGCAAAGGACAUGGCUGCUCGCAAGGCGCAAGCCGCCGGCGUCUCCUCUGACCCGGUACAGACGCCUGCUCGAUCUCGUCAGAGCUUGGCAGGAAGUCCGACUCGCGCCGCCAACAGUAGCCCGCUCAAAGACGCACUGACCAACAAGGGAGAUGUACGAGCGUCGUCGAGGCAGAGCAUCGGGUCCAAUGCAGCCUCCGCAAAACCACGCAAAAGCAUCGCCGAUCUCCGAGCCAUUGCGGGCCAUACCCCGUUUCGACCAUCCAGAGGACCUCCUUCCGUUUCCGAGUUGGAGUCAGAGCAGAGCUCCAGUGACAUGCCGCCACCCAUGUCUGCAAGUCGCCAUCAGCGCUCGUCGUCGACGAUCAUGGCCGUCGAUGCAGGCAAUACGCCACGGCACGCCGCUCACAGUCGCUCAGCAAGCGUCGCCUCGCAUCGAAGCGACCGUGACGAGGACGAAGACUUGCCCGUCUCGCUGCGAUCACAAAAGGCGCGCUCACUCGCCCUAUUGCAGGCAAUGGACCUCGACGCUACUCCAAAGAAGACAUCCGUCGACUUGCGUGGUCCCAGCCCAGUCUCUGCUCGCGCUCCAUCUCGAGCUGCUUCUGUCUCUGGGGAGGCCGUAGCUGAAGGUGUGGUACCACUCAGCAUCUAUGAGGAGGUGUACAACGAGUUGGCGGAGAAGACGGCGCAGCUCAAUGAUCAGGCUGCGCAGAUGGCUGCUAAAGACGCCGAGUUGGAGCGGGAGCGCAAGCGGCUGCGCGACGAUCACGAGGCAUUCAAGCGCAUGAUCGAGGAGGAGCGCAGUACAGAGAGGGAGGACGAGAAGCGACGACGCGGCGGCAUCGAGACGAAGGAGAAGGAGGUGCGCGCCGAACUGGACGAGGCCAAGCGCGACUUGCGCAAGGCUCAGGAUGAGGCGAGCAGGCGAGAAGCUGAUAAGGCCAAGCUCACUGCGGACCUCGGAGAACAAGCAGCAUUGGUCGAGGAGCUGAAAAAGGCCCUCGCCGUGCGCGACGAAGAAAAGGCCAACAACGAUCGCAACGCCGAAUUCGAGGGCGAACUCAAGGCCAAGGACGCCGAGUUGGAGCAGCUCAAGGCGCGUUUGGAUCGACUGCAGGCUCAAUUCGAGGCAGAGCGCGGCGACUUGGUGCGAGAGAUUGACGACCUCAAGGACGCUGGGCAGGAGACGAUUACGCUGUACGAGUUGAGGCUGGAGGAGGCCGCGGCUGAAGCUCAAGCACAGGUAGACGAAGCCGAGGACCGCAUUCGCCAGCUCGUCGCGCAGCGUGAUCAAUCUGCGGGUGGCACCAGUGCCAAAGACGCCGCCGCUGGCAUCGACCGCGAAGCAUUGGAGGAGCAGCUCGCGCAUGCCAACAGCAAGCUGGCCGGGCUUGAGGACCAGUUGGCAGAGGCCCUCUCCGCCGUCGAGACAGAGCGGGAAGCGGCUGCGAAGCGCAAAGAGCGAGCCCACGAGGCGGACACAAAGGCAAAGGCGGAGAUCAAGAAAUUGAAGGCCGAUCUGGAUCGCCACGCCAUCGAGCUGCGAGAAGCUCGUGAUAAGAGCGAGGAGCUGCACGAGGCCUUGGAGGAGCGCGGACGCGCUCUGGAAAGCGAGAGGGCAGAGCUCGAGACGCUGAGGGCCGAGGCUCACGAAGGGGACGUCGCUCGUAGCGAUGCUGCUACGAUCUCCAAGCUGAAAGCCGAGGUCGAACAGCUUACUGCGCUCCUCGAGGGUGCACGCUCAGGCAAACGCGAGGCUGGCCGCAAAGUCGAAGAGCUCGAGCGCAAGCUGGCGGAUGCAGCAACCAAUACGCCGAAUGUCAUGCCGUCGUCUCCCAGCCUUGCCAGCCCAGACGCGGACAAGGCCAAGCGCUUCUCUUCAACGUCGAGCUCGAGUCGCCGAUCCGGUAGCCUGCGGGAUAGUCUCGAUCCAUCCGUAGCGCAGAGUCGGGAGAUGGCGGGGCUCAAGAGCAUCGUCAACGCAAUGAGCGAGGAGAACGCCGACCUGCGGGCUCAGCUGCGAGCAGCGAGCGCGGGUGGUGCAGUGGUGGCAUCGCUACAGGAAGAGGUCAAGAGUCUGCGCGCCAAGUUGGCGAGCUCCACCUCAAGCUCAUCACCAACGUCGUCCCCAUCGCUCGCCAAACGCAAUGAGGAGCUUCUCCGCGAGGUGAGCGACCUCGAAGCGCUCGUCGAGGCGGGCAUGUGGGCGAAGGAGGAGCUCGAGGCCAAGCUCGAGGACUGCGAGCGCAAGCUCAAGCGGGCAAAGGAGAAGCGGGCGGCAGCGGCCGCUGCGCAGCACAGCGGAGUAGGCAGGGUCGUUGAGGAGGCGGAACCACAGCAGCAGCAGCAGCAGGCGAAUGGGCACGGCGCAGCAAAGGGCGGAGAGGAGGGUGCGGGCGGAGAUACAGCGAGCAGCAGCGAUCCGGCUGCCUGCGACGACUGCGGAUCGCGAGACCACGCGCUCGAGGAUUGUCCGCUACUUGAUCAGAUCUUUUGAGAAGAACAGAGCAGCAAUGGAUUAUGUAUCGAUAGAGCAUCGCAGCGCGCAGUGACAAUGAAGUCAUCACGAUGCAAAAGGAAG
Molecule: messenger RNA, 3857 nt
Organism: Jaminaea rosea
Lineage: Eukaryota; Fungi; Basidiomycota; Exobasidiomycetes; Microstromatales
Exons: 2
Coding region: 69-3773 (1234 amino acids)
Source: RefSeq, a predicted model, not a curated record